Messenger RNA from Owenia fusiformis, 1032 nucleotides. The record is from the annotation of a GenBank genome assembly. NCBI's taxonomy places the organism in Eukaryota, Metazoa, Annelida, Polychaeta, Sabellida, Oweniidae.
AAACAAUCAACAUGCUGGUAUAUUAAUAGCAGUAACAUCCAACCAAUGUUAUUGGCUGGUAACUACUGCAUAGAGUCACUUCAAGCUAUAAAACUUCAAACUUCCGAGGAAUCAUACAUCUAGACAACUUCAAAACAAGCUAACAAUAUAAAGAGCACAUAAGAUGAUUGGUGUAACUAAACUUUGCCUUGUUGCCCUGACAACAGUGUUGAUAUUCACAGAGAUAAAUGGAAGCUUAGAGAUCAUUCAAGAUUGUCCAGAAGGAGGGACCAAAGGAUCAUUCAGCUACAGUUUAACAAAUAACCUUAAUCGUGAAAUCAGGGUGGUUAUACAUGAAAAUGUGAAUAAUAUAGAAAACAAGCAGGUGCUACUGAAUUCCACAAAGGAAAUAACGAUGGAAGCUCGAGCUACUGUGACUGGGAAAACUACAAACUUUGAAAACCCUGGCCCAGGAAUGUUGACAUUCUACUAUCGUGUCUCAGUAUCUGGGGAUAUUCAGUAUGUGGGGCACUCCCCAUGUGUGUUGAAGCCUACGGACCAACCAAGGGAUGGUGGAUCCUUAAUUCAAGGGAGCUUGCUAUUGCUUCUUGUGUCACUCUUAACAUUCAUGAUUUCCUAGAUUUCACUGAGGAUUCAUGUAAAUAUUAAAGAUUCUCUUUAUUAUUAGUGCUGUUAGGACAGCACCUCAUAAGUUCAUCCAUUUUCGUCAGAUUAGCCAAAUAAUUGCUUCAUUGGAGUAAACCUAUUUGUAAAUGAUCAUUAUCAGAGAGUUAAAAUACUUAUCUCAAAAUAGUUCAUAAUGAAUAAAGGAAAUGUUCAAGAAUUUUGUACCAACUUUUAAACAAAAAAGAUGAUCUAUAAUUAAAUUAAAAAUUAAAAAGUUAAGGUAUAACUUAGGAUCAUUAUCCUACUGUCUAAAGGGGAAAUAUUGAAGAUAAUUGGGGAAAACAAUUCUUUCAAUUCGAGAGCCUCUGUUGGGGAUUUCUUCAAUCACUGUCAAUAUUGUCAAGUUAGAUUCUUGCAAAGAUCCUU